UCAUUCCUUACUCAUUUGUCUCAACCUAACAAAAAAAGAGAGAGAGAGCUAGAUAGCGAUAUGGGAAGAGGGAGAAGUUCGUCGUCUUCGUCGAUAGAGAGUACCAGCAAGAGCAGCCCAUUCGGUGGCUCGUCAAGUACUCGGAACCUAAGCACGGAUCUGAGGCUCGGACUCAGCUUCGGUACAUCUUCAGGGACGCAAUAUUUCAACGGUGGCUAUGGGUACUCCGUUGCAGCUCCGGCGGCAGAGGAGGCGGAAUAUGCGGCGGCGGUGGAGGAGGAAGAAGAGAACGAGUGCAACAGUGUGGGGAGCUUCUACGUAAAGGUGAACAUGGAGGGAGUUCCCAUUGGAAGAAAGAUCGAUCUAAUGUCUCUUAAUGGCUACCACGACUUGAUCAGAACCCUAGAUUUCAUGUUCAACGCCUCCAUUCUCUGGGCUGAAGAAGAAGAAAUGUGCAGCGACAAGAGUCACGUGCUAACGUACGCCGAUAAGGAAGGUGACUGGAUGAUGGUUGGGGACGUUCCUUGGGAGAUGUUCUUGUCUACUGUGAGAAGACUGAAGAUUUCAAGAGCUUACCACUACUGAUAUAGUAAAAAAGUCUGCCUACAUACGUACUUGUGUUUAAAUCGAAGGAAUGCCAGUUUUUGUCUGUUGUAAAUCAGUGGUGGGAUAUUUAUUUAUAUUAUUUUCGUUUUUCUUUUGUGAUAGUACAUAAAUUUUGAACUCACUCUGACUAUUAUUCUCCUGAUCCUCCUCGGUGUUACGCAAAAAGAAAAAAUAUCCGAGGAACA
Messenger RNA from Camelina sativa (false flax), 791 nucleotides. Its product is annotated as auxin-responsive protein IAA20. Gene Ontology annotation, biological process: regulation of DNA-templated transcription. The record is from RefSeq and is a predicted model, not a curated record. Gene Ontology annotation, cellular component: nucleus. Lineage: Eukaryota; Viridiplantae; Streptophyta; Magnoliopsida; Brassicales; Brassicaceae.